AUGUCCGUGCGCCCUCUGGUGAUGGCUGGGCCGUCGGGCGUGGGCAAGGGGACGCUGAUUGCGCGGCUCAUGAAGGACUUCCCCGGCUCCUUCGGCUUCUGUGUCUCCCACACCACCCGCUCUCCUCGGCCGGGAGAGGAGGACGGUAUUGCGUACCACUUCACAGAGCUGGGCGCGAUGAAGAAGAUGGUGGAGGCGGGGCACUUCCUCGAGUACGCGGACGUGCACGGCAACCUCUACGGCACCUCGCGCGCCGCCGUCGAGAAGGUCGCUCAGGCGGGCUGCAUCUGCAUCCUGGAUAUCGACGUGAUGCACGGCCGCGACGUCUUCACCGGCGAGCGGCUGCACGCGGUGACGUGGGCUCCAGCCCUCGAGGCGCGCCUGCGCGGCCGAGGCACAGAGACAGAAGCGAGGGUGCAGCGCCGCCUCGCCAACGCCGCCGCCGAGAUUGGCUAUGCCACCGAGCGGGGCGGCGCGAACUUUGACGCCGUCUUGGUCAACGACGACCUCGAGCAGUGCUACGCUCAGCUCAAGGCGCCGUUCCCCCCCACGCAUGCGGCAGACACACUGCGGAAGACAUACCCGCGGACGCACGCGCGCCGGCGAAGUCCAUUCCCCGGCUCGACACCCGCAACUCGAAAGGACAGCGCGUGUUCGGCCGUCCGUUCGUGCGUCGCUCUCCCGUCGCUGCACGCGCCAGCCCUGCUCCUGCGCUCACGCGGCACUCACGCGGCGUCGAGGGCGCUGCUCGACUGCGGCGACGACGAGGGCGGCGUGCCCGGGCUCAGGUCCCCAAAGACUCCGUCUCCCUCCGCCAGCCCGAAGAGCCCUACCAAGAGCAAGACGCAGCCGCCGGCGCGAGCCUCGGCCAGCUCGACCGAGGCCAGCUAGCCGCGGCCAUAUAGCCGCGCAGCCCCGCUGCUGCCCUCCGCCGCUGCCCUCCGCUGCCGACCCCGGGGGGCUGCCGGUGCUGCUGCCCCCCCCCCCCGGCCGGCUAGGGUUAGCCGCCCGGUCGCGCUAUCUCCGCAUGCUCCAUUGUUGGGUGGCUUGCCCUAUCCGCGUUUGUGGCUCUGUGUCCGCGGUGACGCUCAGACAGCCCGCGCCGAAGAGCCCGGCGCGGCGCUUGUUGUCUGUGCCUGUGGCCCCCUGCUCCGGUGCUCAGCUAGCACACAGCCGAGCCUGCUCCCUGCUGUCACCGCCCUGUAUCUGAAUCUCCCACAAUAGAGUGGUUUAGCGUGCUGACUAGAGUGACACGUGUGUGGCGUCCUGUCUCACUUGUUCAACCAACAAGUGUUCGUACCGUAA
Molecule: messenger RNA, 1305 nt
Organism: Emiliania huxleyi CCMP1516
Lineage: Eukaryota; Haptophyta; Isochrysidales; Noelaerhabdaceae
Exons: 6
Coding region: 1-891 (296 amino acids)
Cellular component (GO): cytosol
Molecular function (GO): GMP kinase activity
Source: RefSeq, a predicted model, not a curated record